Limanda limanda (common dab) is the source of this 356-nucleotide messenger RNA. RefSeq lists its product as uncharacterized. The record is from RefSeq and is a predicted model, not a curated record. The transcript is spliced from 3 exons. NCBI's taxonomy places the organism in Eukaryota, Metazoa, Chordata, Actinopteri, Pleuronectiformes, Pleuronectidae. The coding region runs from base 46 to 279 and encodes 77 amino acids.
CUCUCGUCAGUUCAGCUUCCGUCUCACGAACUGAAAAGCAGAAGCAUGAAGUUCUACCUGCUGCUGCUGCUGCUGCUGCCGCUGCUCUCAGCUCAACAGUUUUCCAUCCAGUGUUAUGGCGAGGACUUUCUGAUGGUGAACCACCUGCUGCUCGACUGCUCCAGCGCAGACAAACAGGCCUGCUACACCCGAGAUAACGGUGAGAAAGGCUGCACUCGGCUGGAGAACUGCUCCAGAAGCGGUUGGACCUGCUGCCACACCAGCCGCUGCAACGCCUGACCAAUCACAGCCCGGGAAACUGCACAUCAUUCUACAUAAUGUGAAAUAAAGCUGUGAGGGAGACUUCCCAGAAUGCC